UUGAAAAAGAGGGCGCCACUAGUUGACAAUUUAGUCGGUCACCGGGAGGUCAUUAUAGUCAGCUGUCAUUAUUAUUAUAAGAAAAUUGAUUUAAAAAAUGCAAUCGGCAAUUCGAAAUGUUGUCUCCUCAUCACUUAAGAUAAGGUGCAAUCGGGGGGCCCUGACUGUCUUUCACCACCGUCAAUAUUCAACAACUCACGAUGCCGAUUUAGUCGUCAUUGGAUCAGGGCCUGGGGGCUACGUUGCUUCGAUUAAAGCCGCACAACUUGGUUUAAAAACAGUAUGUAUAGAAAAAGAGCCCACUUUGGGGGGCACUUGCCUCAACGUGGGGUGCAUACCGUCAAAAGCCUUACUCAACAACUCACACUAUUACCACAUGGCCCAUACCGGUGACCUAGCUGCACGUGGGAUAAGCGUGGACAAUGUCAGACUUGACCUAGACAAACUAAUGGGACAGAAGACAAAUGCUGUCAAGGCCCUAACUGGGGGCAUAGCCCAACUUUUUAAAAAGAAUAAAGUUACGAUGAUCAAUGGGCAUGGAAAAAUUACAGGUGUUAAUCAAGUUACAGCUUUAAAACCUGAUGGAUCGUCAGAAGUGGUUAAUACCAAAAAUGUGCUAAUUGCUACUGGUUCAGAAGUCACUCCAUUUCCAGGAAUUGAAAUCGACGAGGAACAAAUCGUGUCAUCAACUGGUGCCCUUUCCCUGAAAGAAGUACCUAAACGCCUAAUCGUAAUCGGAGCCGGUGUGAUCGGUCUCGAAUUAGGUUCAGUUUGGUCUCGAUUAGGAUCAGAAGUAACUGCUGUGGAAUUUCUAAGUAGUAUCGGAGGUGUAGGAAUCGACGGCGAAGUAGCUAAAACUUUACAAAAAGUGUUAACUAAACAAGGAUUGAAAUUCAAAUUGGGCACAAAAGUAACAGCAGCACAAAAAUCAGGAGGAAUUGUUAAAGUCAGCAUUGAAGAUGCGAAAAAUCCCGAUAAGAAAGAAGAGUUGGAAUGUGAAGUAUUGUUAGUUUGUGUGGGUCGCAGACCUUAUACUCAAAAUCUUGGUCUUGAAGAGAUGGGAAUCGAACGGGAUCAGAAAGGACGAAUUCCUGUCAACUCACACUUCCAGACUGUUAUUCCUAAUAUCCAUGCGAUAGGUGACUGUAUCCAUGGACCCAUGCUGGCCCACAAAGCCGAAGAUGAAGGUAUUAUCUGCGUGGAGGGAAUCACCGGCGGUCCCGUUCAUAUCGACUACAACUGCGUCCCAUCGGUGAUUUACACUCAUCCGGAAGUAGGCUGGGUGGGUCGUAGCGAGGAAGACUUGAAGAGCGAAGGAAUCGAUUACAAAAUUGGAAAAUUCCCCUUCAUGGCCAACUCUCGAGCAAAGACCAAUAACGAAACUGACGGUUUCGUCAAGGUUUUGGCUGAUAAAGCAACAGAUCGCAUUUUGGGAACACACAUAAUCGGUCCCUCUGCCGGUGAACUGAUUAACGAAGCUGUGUUGGCACAGGAAUAUGGAGCGUCGAGUGAAGAUGUCGCCAGGGUGUGUCAUGCUCAUCCCACGUGUGCGGAGGCGUUAAGAGAGGCCAAUUUGGCGUCGUACUUCGGGAAACCGAUUAACUUUUAAUUUGACUUAAAAGCUGCCCAUAUUUUGUUUUGUGUAAAUAUCUUCUCAGUGCGCUUAAGGUUAAUAUCGAACGAAAAGUAAUAAGGUUAUUAUUUAUAAUAAAAAUGGUUGAUUUUGUGUUGGUCAUCAUUUCAGUCAAAUUGUGUUAUUGUUGUUCAAAUUGAUCGAUUGCGUCAGUUUGAUGGACUAGAAUAAGUUUUAUUAAAUAAAGUACAUACACUAA
Molecule: messenger RNA, 1832 nt
Organism: Tribolium madens (black flour beetle)
Lineage: Eukaryota; Metazoa; Arthropoda; Insecta; Coleoptera; Tenebrionidae
Product: dihydrolipoyl dehydrogenase, mitochondrial
Exons: 6
Coding region: 98-1609 (503 amino acids)
Cellular component (GO): oxoglutarate dehydrogenase complex; mitochondrion
Molecular function (GO): flavin adenine dinucleotide binding; dihydrolipoyl dehydrogenase (NADH) activity
Source: RefSeq, a predicted model, not a curated record